CACCCCAUCCCCCCCUCCCCACACACACACACAUAGACACAAUUGGCACAGCUUCUUCCAGUACCCCGCGUGCCCUUCCUUUUUCUUUCGUCCACAGGCGCGCCAUGUCCACGCGUCGUCUAAGAUCACAUCUUGCCUCGGACGACUCGCUGCCCCCUCGGCUGGAGGAUGAUGUCGCCCCGAGCACCCGGCGCCGCGGCCGUGCGCCAGUCAGCUACCUCGAGUCGGACUCCGAGGAGGAUGUUGCGCCGCGCCAAGCCGGUCGUAGGCGGCUGGCGGCCCGGUCGCGCCUGGACGACAGUCCGCCGGCGAGGCAGCCACCGGCCAAGCGCGCCAGGCGCGCCGGCCGCCGGGCAUUCCCUGACAGCGAGGAGGACUUUUCGGCCAGCUCCUCCGAGGACGACGAGAUGCGCCCCUCUCGGUCGGCCUCGGUGUUCAACGACCUGGACGACUUGUCACCACCGUCGUCUCCCGGCGACCAGGGCCUGGGGCCGGUGUCAGCCACCCGGCGCAGCAGUCGCCAGCGACACGCGGUGGAUGAUGAGCUGGCGCGCCUGCGCGCGGCCCGCAGCCAGGGGGCCACCCUUCGCGUGGCCGCGGCGCCGGCCUUCAGCCACGACGACACCGACGACGAGGAUGGCCUGGGAGUGAGCGCCGCACCGGCCGGCCGCUUGCGCCGGCUGUCCCGCUCGGCCCUCGAGCAGGAGGAUCUCCAGGUGUCGGAGUCCCUCCGGCAGGAUCUCCUGUCCGGGGGCGGCUUCUCCGAGGAUGAGGACGACCUCGCCGCCGAGGAGAUGAUCAACCUGAAGGCGGCACGUGCACGCCUGCUGGCGGCCAGCCGCCGCCGUGCCGCCGCGGCCGCCGCUCUGGCCAUGCCGGCAGCACCGGCGUCAUUGAUCGAGCCGGCGGCUGGGCCGCGCCCGGGCAGCCGGGCAGCCGCGCGAGCUGCGCGAGCCGCACGCCCAGGUGCUGACACCGGCGCCGCCGCGGCCCCCAGCCCCGGCAUUGACAAUGCCAAUGACGAGGAUGAGGACGACUUUGAGGAUGUGCUUGUGUCGGACUUGGGCUCGGACUCGCCGGACCCCGGGUCCACCACCGAGUCCCUCAAGUCGACAUCUCCCAGCCUGCCCACCACCCUGGCGGCCUGCUCCGGGCAGAUCGAGGCCACUGGCGCCGGGGGGCCGGGCCGACCGCUUGGUACGUCCGCCCCGGCGCCGGGGGAGGGGCCCGCACGGGGCCGCCCCUCGCUGAUCAUGCAGCUUCUCCACGGUCGCGGGGCUUCGGCGACACCCGUCGAUGGCAAGCCACUGACCCCACCCGCACCUUCCAUGGUCCGGGCCCUGACACAGCCUUGCUCUGAUGCGGAGACCCUUUCGCCCCGGCGGCGUCGCAGCCGGCUGGUGCUCGAUGGCGACAUCGACCAGGCGUCGGCCGGGGCGGCACCUGCCGGCGCGCCGAUCGCCGCGCUGGACUACGAUUCGACCACUCGCCCCUUUCAGUUGUCCGAUGUCGCCCUGGGGCCGCAUGCCGACCCGAUGGCCCGGACCAUGGUUGUCCUGGCUGGCACCGGCCGUCGCGAUGCCCGCGCGGGUUCUGACAGCGACCGCUCGGCCGGCUGGUGGCCCCCCUCGGAUGCGGAAGCCGACUCGGAUCUGGAUGACUUCAUCGAGCAUGAUACCUCCAGUGAGGAGGAGCAUGAGGAGGAAGGCCCAGCGGGGGACGACCAGCCGGGGGCAGGCCCGGUGACCUCUGGCAGGGUCGGGCCCUUCCGCACCAUUGAUCAAUACUUCCGACAUGGGGCCGGCCGAGCUCCACGGCCGCGACCGGCCCUGCUGGCGCACUUCCCCUACAUCCGGUGUCUGCCGCCACCGCAUGAUACGGUUGGCCUGUUCCUCUUCCACCGACUGUACAUGGCCCUCGGCUUCCGGGAGGUUGAGGAUGCCGAGCGUGGUGCGAGUGGCGACGGUGACGCGGAUGUGCCCUCGCCGCACCUCCAUGCCCUGCGUCGGGCCCUUGGCACCAUUCGCCGGCGUGCGGACACCUACCGCGGGUCUCUUGUGUCCAGUAGCACCUGGCGGCCGGACUUUGAGCUGGCCCUCCGGUCCUUCUUCGACUUCGACUUCGUGGCCCCGGGCGGGGGCGCCCAAACCCGAGCGCCCAUCGGCCGGGGUGCCCGGCGUGCCCUGUCCGAUGGCAUCGGCGCCGGCUAUAUGUGCUAUGCUUGCCGGCGACCGCACCGUGGCGCCGAUCCGGUCAUAGUUCGACUGUCCGAUCGAGCGGUGGACGGGAUGCCCCCGGGGCCUGAGGACCCGCCGCCCCUCCGGGAAGACCUGGAGGGCGAGCAUGCCAGCAAUCCCGGCGAUGUGGGCCACGAUGGCGACCACAGCGACCCCCUUUCGCCGGAUGUACACGACACACUGGCUGGCGAUCUGCGACGGGCGGCCCGCGAUGCGCUCGCCGAGUCCGGCCGCACUCUGGCCCCGGCCGCCGGGCCAUCGGAUGAUGGGCUCCCGUCAUCCGAGGCCACCCUCUUCCAUGUGCGCAUUGCGGCCGAUGGCCGCGAGGCCGAAUACCUGGUAGGCCGGCAGUGUGCCCAGCGAAGUGAUGUCUACCAUCGCCUGGUGCAUUUGGAGCAGCGCCUGGAGCAUGGUAUCAAGCUUGAGGUCCUCCGGCACCGCAUUGAUCAUCCGUCGGCCGGGCGCCUGGAGUUGUUGGAUCUGAUUUCCUCCGACGCGGAGUGGCUGGCCGCUGGCCGGCACCAGGUGGCCGACACAUUGGAUGCAGCAUCGGCCUUCCGAGGGUAGAGAUGGUCGCCAUAGAGCCUCUGUGCGCCUCCCCGGUCGGAUGGAUGUUGGCAUCCUCUUCCCAAACACGCACACACCCCCACCCUGCACAUCGCCCAAAAGGGCUCUGUAUAUUGGCCGCUGAAUUUGCACAUUUUUUACUGAUAGCGCCCGUGCCCCACUCGCGGGGUGUGCCCUUCCGGUGUGCUCCGUUCUGCAGCUCUUCGUGCUGAGUGGGAGGAG
Molecule: messenger RNA, 3026 nt
Organism: Fonticula alba
Lineage: Eukaryota; Rotosphaerida; Fonticulaceae
Exons: 2
Coding region: 105-2804 (899 amino acids)
Source: RefSeq, a predicted model, not a curated record